Molecule: messenger RNA, 1471 nt
Organism: Fragaria vesca subsp. vesca
Lineage: Eukaryota; Viridiplantae; Streptophyta; Magnoliopsida; Rosales; Rosaceae
Product: metacaspase-4-like
Exons: 2
Coding region: 59-1300 (413 amino acids)
Biological process (GO): proteolysis
Molecular function (GO): cysteine-type endopeptidase activity
Source: RefSeq, a predicted model, not a curated record
UACAGAAAGAUAUAAAGAUAGAGACAGAGAGAAAUAGUGGUUCCUGUAAAGAUCAAGAAUGGUGAAGAAGGCAGUGCUGAUCGGCUGCAACUACCAGGGCACCAAGGCCGAGCUCAAGGGCUGCAUUAACGACGUCAACCGCAUGUACAGAUGUCUCAUCGAUCGCUACGGCUUUGCUGAGGAGGACAUCAAUGUUCUCAUCGACACCGACGACUCCUACACGCAGCCAACAGGCAAAAACAUCCGCAGGGCCAUCACCGAUCUUAUCCGAUCUGCUCGCUCCGGCGAUGUCUUGUUUGUUCACUACAGUGGACACGGGACCCGCCUUCCUGCCGAGACCGGCGAUGAUGAUGACACCGGUUAUGACGAGUGCAUCGUCCCCACUGACAUGAACCUCAUCACUGAUGAUGACUUCAGGGAGUUUGUUGAUCAGCUAAAGAAAGGUUGCCGGCUGACUAUUGUGUCGGAUUCGUGCCACAGCGGGGGGCUGAUUGAUGAAUCUGUUGAGCAGAUAGGCGAGAGCCACAAGGGGAACCAGCAUGAGUCUAGCUCCGGCCAUGGGAUCAAGAACUUUCUGAAGCAGAGCGCAGGUGAUGCACUCAAGUCUCGUGGAAUCCAUGUCCCUUCUGCAUUUCGCCGCCAUGGAGGCGAUGAAGAGGAGUCUGAGGACAGAGAGAUUGACAUGGGAGAUGGAGAGCGGGGAUAUAUGAAGAGCAGAGAACUGCCACUUUCGACUCUCAUAGAGGUGCUCCAGCAGAAAACAGGUAAGACCGACAUUGAUGUUGGGAAGCUGAGGCCAACACUGUUUGAUGUAUUCGGGGAUGAUGCUAGUCCCAAGGUGAAGAAGUUCAUGAAGGUCAUCUUGAACAAACUCCAGAGCCACGAGGGUGAAGGCAGUGGUGGGUUGAUGGGGAAGAUAGGAGGCCUGGCUCAAGAGUUCCUUAAACAAAAGCUCGAAGAGAAUGACCAGUAUGUAAAGCCCGCUUUAGACACAGAUGUGGGUGGCAAGGAAGAGGUUUAUGCAGGAGCGUCCCAUCGUUCCAUUCCUGAUGGCGGCAUUCUCAUCAGUGGCUGUCAGACCGACCAGACUUCUGCUGAUGCCACACCUUCAGGAGAUCCGUCCAAAGCUUAUGGAGCUCUUAGUAAUGCAAUUCAAACCAUACUCGCAGAAACAGAUGGUGAAAUUACAAACCAAGAACUUGUUCUCAGGGCAAGGAAGAUUCUGAAGGAACAGGGUUACACUCAGCGCCCUGGGCUUUAUUGCAGCGACCAUCAUACUGAUGCUCCUUUUGUGUGCUGAUCGAAGUCUCAUGUACCGUUUUCUUUGAAUAAUGUUGAGUGAGGUGUGUCUGCUUCUGCUGCUUUAGUUUGGAAGUUUGAUGAACUUGAAUAUAUUCGAUUGCUCUUGGACAUAAGAUUAUCUAAUUGAUCUGGAAUUUGAAAGAAACUCAAACAAAUAGAUUUUCUAUUU